AUACAACAUUCCUUGUGAUCAGUGGAGGGGGUUGAAGCCACUGAGCACUCCAGGGCAUGAUAGUUGGUGGCAGAGACUCCAUGUAAGAGAGAGUUGAGGAAGUUCUGAGAUGCGUUUUGGUAACGUUUGGCGAAUAGGAUUUGUAUCAGGGUGCUUAUGAUCGCUCGUUCUGGAGCGCGAGAGAUUGCAUGGACAGAUUCAACAUCCCGGCGCCUUUGCCCGCAUGGUGUGUUCUUCCUAUGUAUGUCCAUAUGGCUUGUCACUCACACGCGCAGGCUACCAAGACCAGAUGUAGAGAAAGCAGUGGCAGUCCAUCGCGAAGAACCGUCCAGUCCCGGCAAGUGGCAAGGAACCUGUUGCAGUAUAUGUUCGCGCGACUGGUACGUCGACAGUGAAUAUGCCUGCGAGCUGAAGUGCGGGCACUGGCUUUGUCUCGAGUGUGUAACGGAGAUCGUGGACGAAGCCGGUAGAGGAAAUCUCAUGGACGGAGAGACAGACCCCGGACAGAAGUACUGGCGCUGCUCAGAAUGCCGCGACAUCAACCCCGUCCUCAAAGACCGCGCCGACAUUAUCCAACCCGAUGAACUGCAGUACUGGCGCUACAAGAUCGCAAAUCACCGCCUCAUCCACGAGAUCACCGAUUGGCUGUGGCGCAUGGAGCAGGCAGAGCUGGACGGAUGGUGUCCCGCACUCCCACCACACUUGAGCGACGAGCGCGCCAAUCCCGCCGACAUCAAAGAGGUACGCAAAGUCCACGUACACAUGCCCGACGCUGUGCAGGUCAUGGAAGCCGUGCCCAUCUACGUAGCCAGCCUCCUAAACUGGGGGUACAGCCUAGACAACCCGACGAACACGAAGGAGGCAGAUGUGCUGAAAGCGUGUCUUGUCGCGGAGUUGCAGCGGCUCGCGAGUUCGAAGCGGAAAUUCAAUUCCACGGAACUCGUUGAGCAUAUGAAAACGGUGGGUGAGAGGGCGUUUGUCCCGCAUGUCGUUUCUGCAUCGGAUCAGCGGCUCGGGAAUCCGAUUCUCCCGCCUGGGUAUGUGGCGUAUAGGGAGUUCCUUUGUAAGUGGACUGCUUUGGGGUGCUUUUUGAGUCCGUCCGGGAGGACUGAAGUGGUGGGCUUCAUGAGGGAAAUGGAGAAGAAUAAGAGCCAUGUGUGGUGGAAGGAUGUCAGGGAGGUCUUUUUUAAUCGCGGCGCUCCUGUGCAGUGAAGGUCGUUCUGUGGUCAGCGUCUGGAGUACAAGUCGUGUUGCCUUUUGUGUAAUCUCGAAAGUUUUCCUUGUUUGUAUCCAUCAGAGUUUGCUUGCUAUCUUCGCGGGUGCUGCAUGCAUAGGUCAAACCUCAGACAUCUUCUUGCAGUGCUAGUAACGACAAACUUCUCUUGAAAACGAGAUUUUGCGCCUGAGGGCGUUCCUCAGAAUCAGCUGCCAUAUCGCAAGCCACUGGUGAC
Messenger RNA from Dothidotthia symphoricarpi CBS 119687, 1451 nucleotides. RefSeq lists its product as uncharacterized. The transcript has 2 exons. The record is from RefSeq and is a predicted model, not a curated record. NCBI's taxonomy places the organism in Eukaryota, Fungi, Ascomycota, Dothideomycetes, Pleosporales, Dothidotthiaceae. Bases 157 to 1212 code for a protein of 351 amino acids.